Molecule: messenger RNA, 2351 nt
Organism: Otolemur garnettii (small-eared galago)
Lineage: Eukaryota; Metazoa; Chordata; Mammalia; Primates; Galagidae
Gene: MUS81
Product: MUS81 structure-specific endonuclease subunit
Exons: 14
Coding region: 807-2162 (451 amino acids)
Biological process (GO): resolution of meiotic recombination intermediates; DNA catabolic process; mitotic intra-S DNA damage checkpoint signaling
Cellular component (GO): nucleus; Holliday junction resolvase complex
Molecular function (GO): DNA binding; 3'-flap endonuclease activity; crossover junction DNA endonuclease activity
Source: RefSeq, a predicted model, not a curated record
CCGCUGCGCAGUGGGAAGGAAGCUAAGAUCUUACAACACUUCGGAGACGGGCUCUGCCGGAUGCUGGACGAGCGGCUGCAGCAGCACCAAGCAUCGGGAGGUGAGAACCUCGGGCAGGGGUCGGUAGUCCCGGAUUUCUCAGGUCCCGUCUCCGUACCCAUUUUGGAUAUCUUACUUUAGGCUUCCCCGCUCCAGUUCAAGUUGCCGUCUGACCUCAAGCUAGUGGCCUGUUUUCACGUUAUGCUGGAGUGACCGUGUCCUGGACCCACCAUCUGGAGAGACGUGUCCAGCCUGGGAAGGGCCACUUGCCAAAGUCCAGGAUUCUUCUUUGCCAGUGAGGAGUGGGGAGGGGAUUGGGAGGCAAAAUGUCAGUGCCAGAAGUACAAUUUCCUGGCUUUGGGUAUUUAGCAAGCCUGGUUCGAACCUCACCAGCAACCUUAGUCUUGGGCAAAUGACUUAUUCUCUCCUGAGUUUUAGGAUUUUAGUCUGUAAUGGGGAUAUUGAUAACAGCUGAUAAAAAGUCCAAGCUCUUUAGGGGGCCCAGCUCAAUACAUUAUGAAGUUGCCAUUGCCAAGUUUUCCUAUCUAACCACCCUUGUCUUGCAGUAGGCAGUAGAAUGGGCCAGGCAGAUAUUCCUGCCCACCACCUGUGCCCUGCUGCUAUGUGCUGUCUCAUCCAGAUUUACAGGGAUCAUCCCAUCACCUGGCUCAGUUUUGCAGAGAAGGAAACUGAGAUGCAGCUGAGUGACUUGCCCAGACCCAUGUAGCCUGCUGUAAACCUUAGCUCUGUCAGGGAUUCAUUUGAGGAUGACUGGCUUGCUUUCAUACUCAGAGCCCCUCUAUACCUUUCAGGUUCCUGUCCAGCCCAAAGUAGGAGGCUCUGGCAACUACUGGCCAGCUCGGCAUUCAGGAGCCCGAGCAGUACUGCUGCUGCUUUACCAGGAACACCUGAACCCAAAUGGCCACAACUACUUAACCAAGGAGGAGCUGCUGCAAAGGUGUGCUCAGAAGAACCCCACGCAGGUAGUCCCUGGGAAUGCUCGACCUUGGCCAGCCCUCCGCUCCCUCCUCCACAGGAACUUAGUCCUCAGGACACACCAGCCAGCCAGGUACUCACUGACCCCUGAGGGUCUGGACCUGGCCCAGAAAUUGGCUGAGUCAGAAGGUCUGAGCUUGCUGAAUGUGGGCACUGAGCCCAAGGAGCUCCAUGGGGAGGAAGCCACAGUGCCAGGAGCAGCCUCUCCUGAGCUUGGCAACAGUGAAGGGGAGUUCCAGCAGCCAUCGCUGGAGCUGGGGCCUGGAGAGUACAGGGUGCUUUUGUGUGUGGACAUCGGCGAGACCAGGGGGGCCGGGUACAGGCCAGAGCUGCUCCGAGAGCUACAGCGGCUGCACGUGGCCCACACAGUGCGCAGGCUUCAUAUUGGGGACUUCUUGUGGGUGGCACAGGAGACCAAACCCAGAGACUCAGCGAGACCUGGGGAGUUAGUUCUGAACCACAUCGUGGAACGCAAGCGGCUGGAUGAUCUGUGCAGCAGCAUCAUUGAUGGGCGAUUCCGGGAGCAGAAGUUCCGACUAAAGCGCUGUGGCCUGGAGCACCGGAUAUACCUUGUGGAGGAGCAAGGCUCAGUCCACAACCUCAGCCUUCCUGAAAGCACACUGCUCCAAGCUGUCACCAACACUCAGGUCAUCGACGGCUUCUUCGUGAAGCGCACAGCAGACAUUAAAGAGUCAGCUGCCUACCUGGCCCUCCUGACACGGGGCCUGCAGAAACUCUACCAGGGCCACACACUAUGCAGCCGCCCCUGGGGAAUCCCAGGGGACCAUCAAUCAGGGGCCGUGUCCUCCCCAAACCCUCUCUGCUCACUCCUCACCUUCAGUGACUUCAAUGCAGGGGCCAUCAAGAACAAGGCUCAGUCAGUGCGAGAGGUGUUUGCUCGGCAGCUGAUGCAAGUACGCGGAGUAAGUGGGGAGAAAGCAGCAGCCCUGGUGGAUAGAUACAGCACCCCUGCCAGCCUCCUAGCUGCCUAUGAUGCCUGUGCCAGCCCCAAGGAACAGGAAACACUACUGAGCACCAUCAAGUGUGGCCAUCUGCAGAGAAAUCUGGGACCUGCUCUGAGCAGAACCUUGGCACAGCUCUACUGCAGCUACAACCCCUUGACCUGAGCUUAUGCCACAACACAAACCUUAGCCCUCCCUUUCUUCUCACAACAUCUAACAUUCUAAAUUUAUGAUAAUCUUUUAAUAAUGUAUAUCAAGUUAAUUUCAGAUGGCUAAAAAAUCUUUACUAUUUUACAUCUCCAUUAAGCCUCUAACCAGGAUCUUUUGGGCUACAAUAAAAAGCUAAGUAUUUGC